This is a messenger RNA of Ananas comosus (pineapple), 1358 nucleotides long. Its product is annotated as RING-H2 finger protein ATL39-like. The record is from RefSeq and is a predicted model, not a curated record. NCBI's taxonomy places the organism in Eukaryota, Viridiplantae, Streptophyta, Magnoliopsida, Poales, Bromeliaceae. The transcript is spliced from 3 exons. The coding region runs from base 375 to 956 and encodes 193 amino acids.
CCUCUAUAAUGAGAGAGAGAAAGUGGCUGCUACGGAGCCUCCGAUUCCAAGCGCUACUCUUCAAGUCUCUCUCUCUCUCACUCAUAAUAUCAUACCAUUCCUUGCCAUCUCCCAAAGCUAUUCCCAAAUCCCCUUCCCCUUCCCCUUCCCCUUCCCCUCCCCCAUGGCUAUUUACCGAUCCAUUACCGAAACCCUAGGCGGCGGUGGCGGCAGCGGCGGCGGCGGAGGCAGCGGCAGCCGCGGCGAUCACCGUGGUGGCGUUGAGUCCUUUUGUUAGGAGGAGGAGGAGGAGGAGGAGGAGGAGGAGGAGAAGGAGAGAGGUGGGGUUAGGGUUAGGGUUAGGGGAGGAGGAGGAGGGAGGAGGAAGGGAUCAAAUGCUGGGAUCGGGAUUGAACCUGGUGACGACGGUGAUCGGGUUCGGGAUGAGCGCCACCUUCAUCGUCUUCGUCUGCGCCCGCCUCAUCUGCGGCCGGAUCCGCACCGCCGACUCCCCCGCCGCGGCGCCCUACGAUUUCGACAUCGAGUUCCGAUCCGACCUAGAUCACCCUGCAGAGCAUGCAUUUAAUGGCUUGGAACCUGUUGUUCUUGCUGCAAUUCCAACUAUGAAGUACAAAUCAGAUGCUUUUCAUUCAAGAGAAGAUGCCCAGUGUUCGAUAUGUUUAGGCGAGUACGAAGAUAAACAGGUGCUGCGCGUAAUGCCAGCAUGCCAUCAUAACUUCCAUCUUUCCUGCAUAGAUGUGUGGUUGGAGAAGCAGUCAACCUGCCCAAUUUGUCGCCUGCCACUGAACAACUUAUUUGACACAAAAUGUGCUGCCUCUGCUGCACUAAGAAGCCCUCAAACAUUCACCAUUCCGGAGGGUUCGGGUGGCCAAUCCAACCAUUCAAGCCGCACUAUGGAUGAUUCAGCCAGUGUGGUCAUUGAAAUUCCUCAAGAAAUUCGAGAAUCCCGGACGUAAAUCAAGUGAUGCUUCUGCUGACGAAUUAAUAUCUCCUUGAGAUUUUGAGCCAGUUUAUGCGGAUACAUAGAAUAUCAUGAGUCUCCAUAUGGUAAUCGGUUAUUGUGUUAUUUGGUUUGACAUAUGGCGCCAUGAAGACUUCUGAAGCGAAGAUUGUAGUAGCCGAAAGUUCAUUGAUAUGCAGAAUAGGAACAUUCUUUUGAUACAGUUCUGGUUUUUAGUAUGCAUCGGAGGUGUGUUGUGCCGUGCAUUUGGGCACGCUGUAAAGGUUCUGUCUUUAUAUUAAUGCAGUUUCUUUUUAUCAGCCUAUCAGCAGGUGGUGUCUUUCUUGUAUAUCAUGAUAUGUAAUCGAGAUACUCCCGAGAAACUUUUAUAGCCCUUUUUAAUGCUUCAUUCUCUUUA